Messenger RNA from Pistacia vera, 1044 nucleotides. RefSeq names its product inactive protein RESTRICTED TEV MOVEMENT 2-like. Lineage: Eukaryota; Viridiplantae; Streptophyta; Magnoliopsida; Sapindales; Anacardiaceae. The record is from RefSeq and is a predicted model, not a curated record. The transcript is spliced from 2 exons. Bases 1 to 876 code for a protein of 291 amino acids.
AUGGAACACAAUCGCGUGUAUGAGGAAUUUGAGCCAUCCACAGCUUGGCAACGGGAACCUACAUACGACACUCUUAUUCUUCAACUACCAGGUUUCAAAAAGGAGCAACUCAAGGUUCAAAUAACAACAUCACGUAAACUGAAGGUGAGCGGAGAACGGCCAAAAGGAAAGGACAAAUGGACCCGAUUUUACUUGGAAAUACCAAUUCCUUCCAACUAUGAGAUCAAUGACAUUAGUGCAAAGUUUGAAAAUGCCGCACUUUACAUCAAACACCCUAAAGUUAUUACACCAGCUCCUGAACCACCUACUGCAACAGAAAUUCCAAAGCCUCAGAAUAAAGGACAAGAACCACCUACUGAAACAGCUCCAUCCAUGGAGAAACAGCAAAGCCGAAAGCCGAAACAAGAGCUGCAAGCUCUAAUGAAAAAUGGGCAAGAAGAGGCCAAAAAUUAUGCUGAAACUGUUCCGGAGAAGAGUUUAGAGAGGAAGAAUGAAGAGUUGGGAGAUGCAGAGAAGAAAGGUGGUGGUGAAAAGAUGGAGAAUGAAGCAGCUGCUGAAACUUCGAAUGUCAGAGAUAAAUCUGGAGUUGUUCCGGAGAAGAGUUUAGAGGGGAAGAAUGAAGAGUUGGGAGGUGCAACAAUGGAAGAGAAGCAAGGUAGUGGUGAAAAGAUGGAGAAUGAAGCGGCUGCUGAAACUCCGAAUGUGAGAGAUAAAUCUAGAGUUGUGGAGGAUUUCAAGAAGGCUUUUGGUGUUUUGGUGAGGGAGAUGAAGCAUUCAAGAAAGAUUAUGAACUUGAUUGUGGCAACUUUAUUUGUUCUGGUUGCUGUGAUUUAUGCAAGAAAUGUAGUGAGGUCCAUUGGUAAAUCCCAGGACUAAACUCUAUUAAUGUGUCUACUUUGAUCAAACUAAUAAACUUUGUAAAGGUAUGAGUAUUUGAAAUUGCAUUCAUUGUUCAAUACAAAUGGAUUAAAAUACUUAUAUGAGAUAGUCUUAUCAUCUCAUUUUUUUUAAUGUCCAAUAAAAUAAGGAUAUGUUUUAUGUGUA